GCGGCAGAGCCGGGCUGAUCCCAGCGCAGCGGAGCUGCCGCGGGGCGGGCGGGCGGCCGGCCGGCGAGCGGUGGGGCGCAUGGCGGGCGCAGGCGACGAGCGGACGCCGCUGCUGGGCGCGCGGCGGGCGGCGUUCGAGGGCCGGCGCGUGGCGUGCGCGGCCGUGCUGCUGACGGAGCUGCUGGAGCGCGCCGCCUUCUACGGCGUCACGGCCAACCUGGUGCUGUUCCUCAACGGCACGGCGUUCGGCUGGGAGGGCGCGCAGGCCAGCCAGGCGCUGCUGCUCUUCAUGGGCCUCACCUACCUGGUGUCGCCGUUCGGGGGCUGGCUCGCCGAUGCGCGGCUCGGCCGGGCGCGCGCCAUCCUGCUCAGCCUGGCGCUCUACCUGCUUGGCAUGCUGGCCUUCCCGCUGCUGGCCGCGCCCGCCACGCGCACGGCGCUCUGCGGGGCCCCCCGCCCCACGCGCGUCCGCAACUGCUCGGCGCCGCCGUGUGCCGACGCGCCCGGCCGCUACUGCGCGCCCGCCGCGCUGUCAGCGCUCGCGCUCGUGGGCCUGGGCGUGGGCGCCGUCAAGGCCAACAUCACGCCCUUCGGCGCCGACCAGGUGAGGGCCGCGCAGGUGCGGGGCGAGGGGGCGGGGUCGCCCGCGGACCGGGAAACCCAGAUACCGCGGCGGACCGCGCAGGGUGGGCGGUGGCGCGCUGGGGCUGCAGACCGAGGGGCCUCCUUCCUUUAG
This is a messenger RNA of Physeter macrocephalus (sperm whale), 736 nucleotides long. RefSeq names its product solute carrier family 15 member 4 (gene SLC15A4). The transcript has a single exon. Gene Ontology annotation, molecular function: dipeptide transmembrane transporter activity; L-histidine transmembrane transporter activity. Gene Ontology annotation, cellular component: membrane. Lineage: Eukaryota; Metazoa; Chordata; Mammalia; Artiodactyla; Physeteridae. Gene Ontology annotation, biological process: dipeptide import across plasma membrane; histidine transport. Bases 80 to 736 code for a protein of 218 amino acids. The record is from RefSeq and is a predicted model, not a curated record.